This is a messenger RNA of Linum trigynum, 903 nucleotides long. The record is from the annotation of a GenBank genome assembly. NCBI's taxonomy places the organism in Eukaryota, Viridiplantae, Streptophyta, Magnoliopsida, Malpighiales, Linaceae.
AAUAAGAUUUAAUUAAAUUGAAAAAAUUAAUUAUCAACCGAGGCCUUCACGUGGUCUUCCUCCCUUUGAUGGAUCAAGCCCACAUGAUCCCAAUGACAGACAUGGCGAGGCUGCAGCUUAAUUGGGUCUUCAAAUCCAAACCAUGGAAUUCCCCUGUGCCGAGGCUGCCGGAAGGUUGCGAGAAUGCCAUCAAGUCCCCUGACCUCAUGAUCCUGUUCUUCAAGUCCAUGGCCAUCUUGCAGCGACCCUUCGACGAUCUCCUCCGGCUGUGGCGGCGAUUAAUUCGUCGCCAACACAUGGUCUUUGCUGGGCUACAGAAACCGCCGGCAAACUCUGCAUUCUGGGCUCUUCUUCAACGGAACACGAUCAUUCACCGUAUCUUCACUUCAUACCUCAAACUCCACGAGCCUUACAAAGGCGUGAAAUCUGCUUCCGAUUCCGAACCCUUUUUUCUCUCUGGCUUUCUGCACGAAAUCCAAUUGACCAAGAUACAGCUCCCGCCUUUCCUGAAAGGCGAUGAAUCUGAUAUCGGUAUUAGAGAACUGCGAGAGCAGAUGGAGGAAUUGAAGGUCAACAGCUUUGGUGUCGUGGUGAAUAGCUUUCCACUGUCGCCGCCAUAGAUGAACAUGACCAUGGACCCGAUUCAGUUCUGUACAUGUGCUUUGGGAGCAUAUCUGCCAUUUCGAAUGCUCAGUUGUGUGAGAUUGCUGGUGCUCUGGAGGCGUCGGAGGAUAGCUUCAUCUGGGUUGUGAAAAGGGGGAAUUCUGACGAAGCAAAGAUGCAGAAGAGUAAUAGGGGCUAAAUCAACGAGGCCUCUGCAAUUUAUUUCUCCGGCUAAUAAUUAAUUUUGGUAAUUUAUUAAUUUUUAUUAUAUAAUUAAUAUGAUAAAUAUAAGUGAAAUGA